AUGAGUAACUUUUGGGACAAUAACAAGGGCUCGAUUAUGAAUGGCAUAACGACUGCCGGUAAAUAUGGAUUUCAAGGAACUAAAUUUGUAGCAAAAGCCGGCUAUAAAGCUGGAAAGCAGCAUUACAAUUCCAGUAAGAAUCGUCGCGAGGGUAAAACUAGUUCAAAUGAUUCAGAUAAUGAGGAUAUAUAUUCAAACAAGUCACCAUCGCCUGUGACACACCUGGUCGAUCCUUCAAAUUUUGCUCCUCCUCCCCUAAGAGCUGGUCAGAAGCAGUAUCGUUCGGAUGGCUCUCUGGCAGAGGGUCUACCCAGCUCCAAUGUUAGCUCUGGUGUCAGUUCAUCCAUAUCUCAACCAGCACCUGGAUCUCAAGGUCCUCCCUCUUACCCACAACAAGCCCCUGUCGUUAACAUGCCACAAACGGCGGAUCAACAAUGGGCUCAGAGACCUCAGCCUGCAUCUGCUACCCAAGUGGGUUCUCGUCCUCUACCUUUUCAGCCCACAACAGCUGCACCGGCUCCAAUUGCACGUCCAAUUUUGCCCAGCAGAACUAACACUGCACAGUCAUAUACUCUGGGCGCCGCACCGACGGCUGCUAUACCAACUCCAUCACAAGGUCAAUACGCUAUAAGGUCAGAAACACAAACAGCUGCUAGCCCAGCCUAUAUAAGCUCGCCCCAACCAACUCAGCAGAGUUAUUACGCACCAACAGCAGUGCCUACUGCACCACCUGUGAUUGAAAAUCAACCAGUUCAAAUGAGCGUCACACAGGAUCCUCCUGCGCGACCAAUAACUGAGGAAAUUAUAACAACGCAAAAUCAAUCUUCUUUGCCUAAUCCGCAAUUGAUGUCUGCAAACUUUCAGCAAGUGUCUCCGGUUUACGAGCGCCCUGCAGCUGUCUUACCCCCUUCCACUCCGCAGGACAAUACAAUGGCAUCUAACUCUAUAUAUGCAGAACCUCCACACCACCGGGGUCCGCCACCUGCUGAAAGGGAAUUGCCAAUGGCACAAGGAAGGCUGAUAAUUACUCCUCGUGAAAAGAUUCAACUAACAGAUCUUACGCAAGUGGCACCAGAACCUCUUUCUCAGUCAGAAAUGAUUACCCAAGAGAUUGAGGGUGUUUACGGUCCACAAAUUUCUAACUCUGGUGUAAUGAAUCAAGCUGAGCCCACAAUUCCUGAUUCAAAUAUCCCUUCCCAACCUCACAUGCAAUAUGGUUUUAAAAAUGUCGCACCGUCUCAGACUUAUUCGCGUCCUGCAGCUAUGCUUCCACAUGAAAUCUCCAAUGUCACCCAAACCAUUGUAACUCCAGUAGCAUCUCCAAGCCCACAAUCCUCGAUUAGUAUCCAGCCGCAUGAUUUUAAUGCUCCGAAACCCAAGAUUGAGAUUCCAGAAGUCGAUGUUAGUGCCUUGCCACCCCCUCCUGUUCACUCGAGAAGGUCAGAGAGCCCAAUAUUAACAAUGCCUUCUUCUAAACCUCCAAGUAGGUCUACAACCUUCAAUUGUGAAGUCGAUCCACCACCAUACGGUCAGCCGGCAGACAUGUCUCAUUCGGAAACGGCAGGAUUGACAGGAAACGAAAUAGCCCUGAACAAUGACUCAGGAACCGGUGCGGUUGGUGUUGCGGGGAGGUAUGCCAAUAAUGGUGAUGUAGCGUUUCCUCCGCCUCCGAAACCUAGCAGACUGCAUUCUGGAACACCAUCGACUUCAGGUUUAAGCAGUUCAAGCAGUUCAAGCACCGGAGUUAAUGCAUUAACUCCAAGACCCGUUCCUAGUCCUGCUCAAAGGAAGGGCUCCUCUAGAACUUCGGUUUUCGCACCCAACCUGUCGAAUUCGCGUCAGGCAAGUCACAAGAACUCACAAGAGGAUAAACCGCGUGCGGCAGUACUGGGGAUUUAUGAUUAUAAUGUGAAAGUCAAUUUCGAGCCGCCUCCAAAGCCAUUCAGAAGAGGUGAAGAGGUCAGUCAUAAAAUGGGCGCAACUCAAAGUCAAAAGAUCUCUUCUCCCAUGACUUCAGAGGACUCUCGAGGGAUGCCGCCUACAAUUUUCCCACCAUCUCAGGCGCCAGAAUUUACUCCAGGGAUGCCAUCAGCAGGUAUCUCACAAACAGCGAUUCUACCAACUCAUGCUCCAGAAUCCACACCAAGAUUGCCACCUACAGCAUUCCCGCCUCCUCGUGCUCCAAUAUCACAUCAUUCGAAUAUUUCUGCUACCACUGAGGUCACGUCGGAUGGCUCUGACUCGUCAAAUUACGUAGAUGCAGAAAGUGACAAUGCUUUGGAGGGUGAGCCAGAUAUUCGUUCGAGCAAUAUAUCGAAAAAGGUGCCACCCGUUGUGAAGAAAAAGCCAAAGACCUUAGAAGCAUUGCAUAUAAAUGAUUCUUCAUCAGAGAAGCACUCAACAGCCGAUUUUAGCAAUGAAUUGGCAAAUAUGUUAAGUAAACGGAAAGCUGCCCCACCGGUGCCCAUCAAGAAGGAAUCAUUGAAAAAGCCUCCUGCCGUCCCCACCAAAAAACCUUCUUUAAUGGCUUCUUCUUCAACUAGCCAUUUAGGAGGUACACCGAAGUUCCCCAAAUCAAAUAAAAUAAAAACAGCUGCGCCUGUUGUGGCAUCUAAGCCUAAAUUCACGAUGGAGAACUUGGAACACAAAAUGGCCUCUGUAAAGAUGGAGGAAUCUGGUCUCGACGAAAACGAUCUUGACGACAAUCCUUUUCGCAAAUAUUUGAAGGCGGCAGUCCCACCUGAGAACGAUCGUCUACACAAAUAG
Lachancea fermentati is the source of this 2766-nucleotide messenger RNA. The record is from the annotation of a GenBank genome assembly. Lineage: Eukaryota; Fungi; Ascomycota; Saccharomycetes; Saccharomycetales; Saccharomycetaceae.